Messenger RNA from Andrographis paniculata, 1066 nucleotides. RefSeq names its product protein CURVATURE THYLAKOID 1A, chloroplastic-like. Gene Ontology annotation, cellular component: chloroplast thylakoid membrane; thylakoid. The transcript has 4 exons. Lineage: Eukaryota; Viridiplantae; Streptophyta; Magnoliopsida; Lamiales; Acanthaceae. The record is from RefSeq and is a predicted model, not a curated record. The coding region runs from base 215 to 775 and encodes 186 amino acids.
AUCACCACCACCACCACGGCCACGACCUUACCUACUUUCCUUCAAUUCAUUCUGUUUCUGUUUCCUAUAUACUCUCAUCCAUUUCUCCUUAAUUCCAUUUGUAGUUGCUUCUCUUGCCAGCAUAGAUAGAUAGAUAGAUAGCUAGCUAGCUAGCUAGUUAAAUUGGUUUCGUUUCCUCUGCAUUUGCAUUCUCACUUUUUAACUCCACACAAGCAUGCAUGCAUACAUACAUACAUACACAUAUGCACUCUUUCCCUCCACGGAAUGUGCUGUGUUGUUGUCUUUUGUUUAUUUAUUCAUUUUUCUGUAUGGGUCGAGUAGAACGUGCAAGAUUGCUGUUUUGCAAUAUUUGCUUGGAUGGGUAACUGUGCUUCAGCUGAAUAAUGUUGAAUUUGGAACAGCUAGUUGGGGCUGGAGUUCAUCUUCUUCUCCUACUUGGUGUUCCCAAGUUGUAGUGAAGGCCUCAUCAUCAUCAGACGAGAGCCCUGUUGACGCCAAUGAGCUGAUCGAGGAUCUAAAGCAAAAGUGGGAUGCCGUGGAGAACAAGCCUACUGUGAUCCUGUAUGGAAGUGGAGCGAUUGUUGCACUUUGGUUUGCAUCUGUUGUUGUUGGUGCAAUCAACUCUAUCCCUCUGGUUCCGAAGAUGAUGGAGUUGGUAGGGCUUGGAUAUGCUGGGUGGUUUGUGUACCGCUACCUCCUCUUCAAGUCGAGCAGGAAGGAGCUGGCAACAGAUAUAGAAGCCCUGAAGAAGAAGAUUUCCGGAGCGGAUCAAUGACUCCCUCCUCCACUCCACUCGUCUCUUCAACUUGUCCCUCUUUGUGUAAGGGAUACAUGGAUGAUCAGAUCUUGCUCUCUCUCUCUCUCUCUCAUCUGUGUGUGGCCAUGCCCACUAUACUGCAAUUUCUCUCACUCCCUUCUCCCUUACUUAAGCACACAUGACAUACAUAGACAUAGACGCUCAUAGUCUAGUCUAGUCUCGUCUAGUCAAUCAAUCAUGUACAACAAAAACACCACCCAACCCCUUCCUUCUCCUUCUUCUUCUUACAUUCAUGCUCAUAUUCAUACA